This is a messenger RNA of Boeremia exigua, 731 nucleotides long. RefSeq lists its product as uncharacterized. The transcript has a single exon. NCBI's taxonomy places the organism in Eukaryota, Fungi, Ascomycota, Dothideomycetes, Pleosporales, Didymellaceae. Bases 203 to 610 code for a protein of 135 amino acids. The record is from RefSeq and is a predicted model, not a curated record.
GAGUUGCCAACAAGAUCGCCCUGAGGCACGCGACAAAUACAAGGUGAGGCAGCCGCGCAAGAUAACACGUUUGAGAGCGCGUCGCUAUCCUCGAUACCGAAUCAUCGCCAUCUAAGAUGGUGAUCGUGAUCACAUGUUAUACGAGCAGUGCUACUGUGAUUAAGGUCCGAAGGUGAGCAAGUAGUCGCGGCUGUGAAGUCCUAUGCAGCUGUCCAAAGCGCUAGCGAUGUUAUUGCUAUCUCUCAGGAUUAGAUCUGUUGCGUGGAGAAGAGAAUUGACCACGGCAGCCUUGACGACACCCUGUUCGACACCAGUACCGCCAACACCAGCACUACCACCAGCACUCUACCAGCCUUUGGUCGCCCGAGAUAUGCGAGCUCGAUGCCGUCGUCAACCGCGGCAGGAAACCGCUUCGUCGGCCACACCCACGACCGCGAAACGUGACCACGAGGGCGGCAUGAGAUUGCAAGAAGCCGUCAAUGAGCCGCCACCAGGACCCCGCGACCUCUUCCCCAUAAUCAUGGCGUCAGUCCAGGACAGCCUUACGAACAACGAAUCGUGUGGCUCAAGAGCUCGAGGUUCCGGCUUGUACCAACUUCAAGGAGAUUAACCAGCCAACCAAUCCGACGUCGGACGUGAUGACUUCGCGUAUCUGUUCAAUCGCAAUAUUCUCUUGACGUUGCUUCUCAAGAGCUACAAGCAGGGUAAGUAUGUGGAAGAAUGUGUCGAGA